AAAUGUUUAAUCCAGUUGACCACGGGUUAGACCCAGAUUUUCGACUUACAAAUUUUUCAACUCUAAGAGGAUGAGGCUGCAAAAUCCCACAGCAGGUACUUGCCAAAUACCUGGAGGGAACAGAAAUAAUUCAUACUCAAACAAGCAAAAGCAAUGAAGACGAUUACAUUGGAUCCGGAUUAGAUUGCGCAGUAAUCCCCCUGCGUCACAAGGGAUACUCUUUAGUUCAGACUGUCGAUUUUUUCUACCCGCUUGUCGACGACCUUGACACAAUGGGACGCAUAGCUCUAGCUAAUGUUACGAGUGACAUGUAUGCUGUCGGAGUAACUGAGAUCGACAAACUUGACAUGAUUAUUAGCGCACCAACUGAGUUUACAACCAAGCAACAAAAUAUUGUCGUACCAAUGAUCAUAAAGGGCUUUCAGAAAGCUGCAGUAGAAGCUGGCUACCACAAAGAACUUUAUAUUAAGAGCAUUACGAUCAAUCCCUGGUGCAUCAUAGGAGGAAUAGCUACAUCUUUUUGCCGCAAAGAGGAGAUUAUAUUACCGUCUUACGGGCGACAUGGAGAUGUUUUGGUACUUACAAAACCACUUGGCACACAACUAGCUACAAAUGCUUAUCGUUGGAUGAUUGAGAAGAAUGAGAACUAUAAAAAGAUUAAGUCAUCUUUUUCUGAUGAUGAUAUUCAGGAAUGUUUUGAAACAGCAGUAAAAUCUAUGACGUACCUAAAUAGAAAUGCCGCACUUUUGAUGCAUAAAUAUGAGGCUCAUGCUGCCACCGAUGUUACUGGCUUUGGUUUGUUGGGUCAUGCUAAAAACCUGGCCAGCUAUCAAAAAGAAACUUGCGUUUUUAAAAUACGUAAAUUACCAAUUAUCAAAAAUGUUUUGAAGUUUGGAAAGCUCACUGAUCAAAGCACAAAAUUGUGUGCAGGCACAUCGAUUGAGACUUCCGGUGGCCUUCUUAUUUGCCUUCCUAAAGAAGCUUCUUUAGAGUUCUGUAAAGAAUUUCAUAUGUUAACCAAAGGAAAGCAGCAGGCAUUUGUGAUCGGUGACCUCGAAGCUUCUGACAAAGCAGAUGCAUUGCUUUCUAACGACCCCGACUUCAUUGAUGUAACCCUUUAAAGAAACCCCAACUGUGUAUGUGGACCAGCAAAAAAUAGACCAAAAGUAUUUAUAAUAUAAAGGAGUACGUAUUUAGCUUAUGAUGACUAUUUCUAAAAGGCUUCGCGCUUGGGAAUAUUCUGAUGUAUUUUUAAUAAUUGCAUCUCUUUUUUUAAUACUUGGUAUCACGUUUUUAGCUACAAAAAGUAAAUAAACUUAACAUACACAUUCAAA
Scaptodrosophila lebanonensis is the source of this 1334-nucleotide messenger RNA. RefSeq names its product selenide, water dikinase 2 (gene Sps2). The transcript has 4 exons. Gene Ontology annotation, biological process: L-selenocysteine biosynthetic process. Gene Ontology annotation, cellular component: cytoplasm. Gene Ontology annotation, molecular function: selenide, water dikinase activity; ATP binding. NCBI's taxonomy places the organism in Eukaryota, Metazoa, Arthropoda, Insecta, Diptera, Drosophilidae. The record is from RefSeq and is a predicted model, not a curated record.